CUAUUCACCCCCCCUCUAGACUUUGUAUUUCACCACUUUGGGACCACCAAUUGGUAUCAGAGCUAACUUCUCACUAUCUACGUUUAGAUUAACGAGAAGCGAUCAUAAUGGUGAACAAUAUGGAUCACGGUUUGCCCAAGUUUUCUCUCUUAGGUUAUGAUGAUUGGAAGAUCAUGAUGGAAGCACAUCUCUACGCUCUACAUGACUGCAUGUGGAUGGUGCUUGAGGAUGGACCCUUGAAAAUCCAAAUGGAGAAUCCUGAGAGGAAUCCAGCUGCUCCAGAUGUAGUCCAGUACAUUCCAAAACCCAAAGAAAAAUGGGAUGAUAGAGAUUGCAAAAAGCACAAUCUGGACAACGUCGCCAAAGCAGCCAUCUUCAAGACACUUGAUCCCAUCACCUUCUCCAAGAUCAAGCAUCUCAAGACUGCCAUGGAGAUUUGGCAAGGUCUUGGGAAGCUAUGUGAGGGAUCAGAGGACCUAAGAAAGCAGAAGAUAGAAGUCUUACUUGAGAAGUUCAAAAGCUUCAAAAUGCUUCCCGGAGAAUCAUUUGACAUGUUGGAUGAAAGAUUCCACAAAAUAUGUAAUGAUCUUGCCUCACUUAACCACAUUCUUUCUCCCAAAGAAAAGAAUGUAAGGUCGCUGAGAUCACUCCCAACUGAGUGGUACACCAAAGCCACAGCCAGGGGAGAAGGAAGAAACCUGGAAAACUACACUGUUCAAGGUCUCCUUGAUGAACUCAGAACCUAUGAGUACGAGCUGAAAAAGAAGAAGGAAGAACAAGUCACUCCCUUCCCCACGGCAUUGAUGACAACUUCAAGAAUUCCAUCAAGUGAAGGGACAUGCACAAGAAACUGUGACACACCUUCCUCCAGGCAGCCGUCAAGCUCAAAAAUGGAGAACUACGAAGAGGAAUUUGCCAUGAUGGUCAAACAAUUUCGGAAGUUCAAGAAGUUCUUCAAGAAGGCUGAUUCAAUCAGAAGGCCAUCCAAGGGAAAGCCACAGGUAAGUGACUCCCCUCCUGAAUCUUAUUUAUGCUAUAACUGCAGGAAGCCUGGCCACUGGAAGUCAGCAUGCCCGUACCCAAAAGUGGAGAAGUACGGAGAAAGAGAAAGGAUCGAGAAGAAAAAGAAAGCAAUGGUUGCUGCUGAAAGUGACAAAUCAUCCAGCUCAAGCUCGGAUGAAGAAGCCCUCGUCUGCAUGGAGCGCAGAGUUGAGAAGUCCAACCAUGAGGAUAGGUGGACUAUGUCAGAAGAUGACACUCUCUGCCUAAUGGCCAAAGAUGAUGCUGAUCAAGAGGUAACCUCACAAACCUCCUGCUCAUCUUCUUAUAGCACACCAACUUCUGAAAAUCUUUUUGACCAGUUCAAAAAGAUGAUGAAAGACUUUGAGGAGAUAAAUCUCAAACACACAUCCUUAACAGAAGAGAACAAACUAUUGAGUGAAGAGAAUCUCAAGUUGACUGAAAGUCGGAAAAGUCAACUGAAUGAGAUCACUCAACUCAAGACUGAAAAUGAAUCUCUCUCUGAAAAGGAAGCCGCUAAGUACCCAGGUGUCUGGUACUUAGAUAGUGGCUGUUCAAGAGACAUGAUGGGUGAUGCGAGCCUUUUGAGCAAUCUAAUUCCCUAUGAUGGUCCAAGAGUUACUUUUGGAGGAAGCAAUGAUUUCGGCCUUACUAAAGGGCUAGGAAAUCUGAUGUACAAGGGACUAACCAUUCAAGCUGUAUCUUAUGUUGAAGGCCUCAACUAUAACCUUCUUAGCAUAAGUCAGUUUUGUGAUAAAGGUUACUUCUUGGAAUUCUGCAAGGACAUGGCAUCUCUCAAGAACAUCUCCAUAAAUGAAGUCAUUCUCACUGGGAAGAGAAUCAGAAACAUCUAUGAAGUGAUAUGGAGCGAUGUCAAAGAAGCAUGUCUAAUCAGCAAAGGUGACACUAACCUUCUAUGGCUGCAUUCAGAAAGGAAAGUAUUUGUGAUGCUUGCCAAAAAGGAAAGCAAGUCAAGUCCACCUUCAAGGAAAAAUCAGCACACUCAACUACAAGGAUAUUAAGUCUUAUUCACAUGGACUUAUUUGGCCCUGUUACACCAAUAAGUCUAAGUGGAAAGAAAUAUGUCCUGGUGGU
Molecule: messenger RNA, 2115 nt
Organism: Cuscuta campestris
Lineage: Eukaryota; Viridiplantae; Streptophyta; Magnoliopsida; Solanales; Convolvulaceae
Source: the annotation of a GenBank genome assembly